AUGAAACCAUCCAAUUUCAAACUCAUUGUCUCUACUCUACGUAAUACCAUUGAAGAAUACCUUAUUGAACCUUCCAAACUUGAAAAGUUUCAAACUGGCAAUCUUCAAUCAACAACGACGACGAGCACCACUCACAAUACUCUGAAUUAUGGAGGUAUUACAUGUAUUCAAAGUAUUGAAAGACAAGGACAUGGCACACCUGUUCGUUCCAUUGUCAUUUCACCUGAUGAUCCAACUCUAUGUCUAUCUUUAUCCUCUAAGGAAUGCCAUAUUUGGAAUUUAGAGAAUUCUAAAUGUAUCAAAACAUUGAAUGAUGUUGAACAUGGAUUAUGUGCUCUAUGGAUACCUUCGACCAAUCAUCGCUAUUGUUUGAUUGGUACUAAAAAAGGAAAUAUUCAAAUUUACGAUGUGAAUCUCUCGGAAUGUAUUGAAAAUAUUCAAGCACAUUCAGCAAGUAUUUAUAGUUUGCAAUUUAUUCCUCCAUCACACGAUCAUGAUGGUGGUAUUAUUAGUGCAAGUAGUGAUAAGACUGUAAAAUUCUGGGAAUUUGAACAAGUAUCAAGUAGUAACCUCGUUUCAAAGCAUCUCUCUCUUUCGAUCAAAAAUGUAUUAGAAAUGAAUGAAGAAAUUAUUGCCAUGACCAUUUCCAAGAAUGGAAAAUACUUGGCACUCUCUCUAUUAGACAAUACGGUCAAAAUAUUCUACUUGGAUACCAUGAAAUUCUUUUUAUCCUUAUAUGGUCAUAAACUACCGAUCAAAUGUUUAGAUAUUAGUAGUGAUGAACAAUUAAUAGUAACAGGAAGUGAUGAUAAGAAUAUCAAAAUAUGGGGAUUAGAUUUUGGUGAUUGUCAUCGAUCAUUAUUGGCACAUGAACAAGGAAUUAGUGCCAUUAAAUUCAUUCCAGACACUCAUUACUUUUUUAGUGUUUCCAAAGAUGGAAAUGUCAAGUAUUGGGAUGGUGAUAAAUUUGAAUUAAUUCAAGUGGUUACUUGUCAAUACAUUUCAAAAUCACCCUUAUGGUGUAUGGAUGUGAGUUGUGAUGGUUUGAGAAUGGUUGUAUCAGGACAUGAAAGAGCUCUCUUCAUUUAUAGACAAUCUCAAGAAGAUUUACUAUUUUUAGAAGAAGAGAAGGAGAAGAGAUUUGAAGAAGAACAAUUAGAAAAAGAUUUACCACACUCUCAACAAUUUAAAGAUUUAUCAUUACCAGGAAUGGAAGUCACUCAUGCUGGACAACGAAGUAUGGAAACGAUACGAGAUGGAGAAAAAUUAAUGGAAAAUUUAGAUAUUGCAAUUAAUGAAGAAAUUGAAAUGAAUGAAGAUGGUUCAUCGGAAUCUACCAAUCCACUCUUACUUGGUCUAUCCAUUCAAGACUAUGUAUGGAAAUGUUUAACACGUAUUGCUCGAUCGGAUUUGGAUAUGGUACUUUCAAUUAUUCAUUUUUCUCAUGCAUAUUUCAUUUUGAAACAAUUAGACAAGUUAAUGAAAAAGAAAUCAGUAGAUGUUGAAUUGAGUACACGAAUCAUUUUAUUAUUGAUUCAUAUUCAUUACAAACAAUUGGUUCAAAGUCAAUCCGAUCAAGAUACUUUUGAUUUGAUGCAAUCGUUGCAUGAACAUGUGAAGAGUGCAUUACGAGAACAAUCUCAACGAAUUGGAUUCAAUAUUGCUGCAUUGAAUUUUAUUAAGAAUCGAAUGAAGAACGAACAAGACUUGUAUGAUUUUACCAAACAAGCCAAUGUGAAUGAUAUUGUCAAGUCCUAUCGAGAGAAACAACGUGAAAAGAGAAGAAUUGCCAAACAUGAACAAGAAAGUAACAAGAAGAAAAAGGUUCACAAGAGAAUGAGCAAAUUCAAGGGUCUAUUGGAAAGCAUGAUUGAAAAGAUGGACAAUGAUCCAACCAAACAAGUGAUCUUUGAGAGUAACGAUCCAACACUCAAGCAAAAAGAAGGAUCCCUCAAGAGAAAACUCAAAGAUUUGGAAGAAAAGAAAACGAAAAAGCUGAAAGAAAUGAUUUACGAUCCCAAUGAAGAAGAGGAGGCAGACGAUGAUGAUGAUGAUUUGAUGAAUGAACUUGCAAGUUGGGAUUAA
This is a messenger RNA of Naegleria lovaniensis, 2085 nucleotides long. RefSeq lists its product as uncharacterized. NCBI's taxonomy places the organism in Eukaryota, Heterolobosea, Eutetramitea, Acrasida, Naegleriidae. Gene Ontology annotation, cellular component: Pwp2p-containing subcomplex of 90S preribosome; small-subunit processome. Bases 1 to 2085 code for a protein of 694 amino acids. Gene Ontology annotation, molecular function: protein binding; snoRNA binding. Gene Ontology annotation, biological process: maturation of SSU-rRNA. The transcript has a single exon. The record is from RefSeq and is a predicted model, not a curated record.